ACGGGCCGAGUGCGCAACGCUCCAGCGGCCGGGUAAGCCGUGGCCACCGCCCACCCCGCUGCAGAGCUGGGCGGGGCCGCCUGGAGGCAGCGGGGAGAGGCAAGCCGAAGAGGAAGAAGAGACGCCGGAGGCGCGCUCUGCGCAGGCGCGCGGCGCCCCGCCUCCCCAGCGUCGGCUCCCGGGCGGGCGGUGCGGGCCCUCCCACUCUACCCCGCGCCGUCUCACGGCCCCGGCCCUAGCUUCACACCGACUACCCGGCGUGCGCGUCCUCCUGCCGGCCUGCAGGCCCGGGGCCUCCGCCUGCUUCCCCACAGCUGCUCCUUGCGGCGCCGCUCGCGUUCACGCUGUCGCCCGGGCCGGCGCGGCCGCGGGCAACCGCUCCCCCUCCCACACCUACCCCGCCCCCUCCCCGCCUUUUCCGCCCUCCGGUCCCCCUCCCUCGGCCCGCUGCUGCUGCUCCAGAUGAGGUGAUGGCAACGGCCAACUUCGGCAAGAUCCAGAUCGGGAUUUACGUGGAGAUCAAGCGCAGCGAUGGCCGAAUACAUCAAGCAAUGGUAACAUCUUUAAAUGAAGAUAAUGAAAGUGUAACUGUUGAAUGGAUAGAAAAUGGAGAUACAAAAGGCAAAGAGAUUGACUUGGAGAGCAUCUUUUCACUUAACCCUGACCUUGUUCCUGAUGAAGAAAUUGAACCCAGUCCAGAAACACCUCCACCUCCAGCAUCCUCAGCCAAAGUAAACAAAAUUGUAAAGAAUCGACGGACUGUGGCUUCUAUUAAGAAUGACCCUCCUCCAAGAGAUAAUAGAGUGGUUGGUUCAGCACGUGCACGGCCCAGUCAGUUUCCUGAACAGUCUUCUUCUGCACAACAGAAUGGUAGUGUUUCAGAUAUAUCUCCAGUUCAAGCUGCAAAAAAGGAAUUUGGACCCCCUUCACGUAGAAAAUCUAAUUGUGUGAAAGAAGUAGAAAAACUGCAAGAAAAACGAGAGAAAAGGAGAUUGCAACAGCAAGAACUUAGAGAAAAAAGAGCCCAGGAUGUUGAUGCUACAAACCCAAAUUAUGAAAUUAUGUGUAUGAUCAGAGACUUUAGAGGAAGUUUGGAUUAUAGACCAUUAACAACAGCAGAUCCUAUUGAUGAACAUAGGAUAUGUGUGUGUGUAAGAAAACGACCACUCAAUAAAAAAGAAACUCAAAUGAAAGAUCUUGAUGUAAUCACAAUUCCUAGUAAAGAUGUUGUGAUGGUACAUGAACCAAAACAAAAAGUAGAUUUAACAAGGUACCUAGAAAACCAAACAUUUCGUUUUGAUUAUGCCUUUGAUGACUCAGCUCCUAAUGAAAUGGUUUACAGGUUUACUGCUAGACCACUAGUGGAAACUAUAUUUGAAAGGGGAAUGGCUACAUGCUUUGCUUAUGGGCAGACUGGAAGUGGAAAAACUCAUACUAUGGGUGGUGACUUUUCAGGAAAGAACCAAGAUUGUUCUAAAGGAAUUUAUGCAUUAGCAGCUCGAGAUGUCUUUUUAAUGCUAAAGAAGCCAAACUAUAAGAAGCUAGAACUUCAAGUAUAUGCAACCUUCUUUGAAAUUUAUAGUGGAAAGGUGUUUGACUUGCUAAACAGGAAAACAAAAUUAAGAGUUCUAGAAGAUGGAAAACAGCAGGUUCAAGUGGUGGGAUUACAGGAACGGGAGGUCAAAUGUGUUGAAGAUGUACUGAAACUCAUUGACAUAGGCAACAGUUGCAGAACAUCCGGUCAAACAUCUGCAAAUGCACAUUCAUCUCGGAGCCAUGCAGUGUUUCAGAUUAUUCUUAGAAGGAAAGGAAAACUACAUGGCAAAUUUUCUCUCAUUGAUUUGGCUGGAAAUGAAAGAGGAGCUGAUACUUCCAGUGCGGACAGGCAAACUAGGCUUGAAGGUGCUGAAAUUAAUAAAAGCCUUUUAGCACUCAAGGAGUGCAUCAGAGCCUUAGGUAGAAAUAAACCUCAUACUCCUUUCCGUGCAAGUAAACUCACUCAGGUGUUAAGAGAUUCUUUCAUAGGUGAAAACUCUCGUACCUGCAUGAUUGCCACAAUCUCUCCAGGAAUGGCAUCCUGUGAAAAUACUCUUAAUACAUUAAGAUAUGCAAAUAGAGUAAAGGAGUUUGGAAUUAGUCCAUCAGACAUUCCCUUCUCACAGGGUAGUGGCAGUCGCCCUGAUCUCUCUCCUUCUUAUGAAUAUGACGACUUUUCUCCUUCAGUUACCAGGGUCAAAGAGUUGACUGUAGAUCCAACUGCUGCUGGUGAUGUUCGUCCAAUAAUGCACCAUCCACCAAACCAGAUUGAUGACUUAGAGACACAGUGGGGUGUGGGAAGUUCCCCUCAGAGAGAUGAUCUAAAACUUCUUUGUGAACAAAAUGAAGAAGAAGUCUCUCCACAGUUGUUUACUUUCCACGAAGCUGUUUCACAAAUGGUAGAAAUGGAAGAACAAGUUGUAGAAGAUCACAGGGCAGUGUUCCAGGAAUCUAUUCGGUGGUUAGAAGAUGAAAAGGCUCUCUUAGAGAUGACUGAAGAAGUAGACUAUGAUGUCGAUUCAUAUGCUACCCAACUUGAAGCUAUUCUUGAGCAAAAAAUAGACAUUUUAACUGAACUGCGGGAUAAAGUGAAAUCUUUCCGUGCAGCUCUACAAGAGGAGGAACAAGCCAGUAAGCAAAUCAACCCGAAGAGACCCCGUGCCCUUUAAACCGGCAUUUGCUGCUAAAGGAUCCCCAGAACCCUCACUACUGUAACAUACAACGGUUCAGCUGUAAGGGCCAUUUGAAAGUUUGGAAUUUUAAGUGUCUGUGGAAAUGUUUUGUCCUUCACCUGAAUUACAUUUCAAUUUUGUGAAACACUCUUUUGUCUACAAAAUGCUUCUAGUCCAGGAGGCACAACCAAGAACUGGGAUUAAUGAAGCAUUUUGUUUCAUUUACACAAAUAGUGAUUUACUUUUGGAGAUCCUUGUCAGUUUUAUUUUCUAUUUGAUGAAGUAAGACUGUGGACUCAAUCCAGAGCCAGAUAGUAGGGGGAAGCCACAGCAUUUCCUUUUAACUCAGUUCAAUUUUUGUAGUGAGAUUGAGCAGUUUUAAAUCCUUUGCGUGCAUGCAUACCUCAUCAGUGAUUGUACAUACCUUGCCCACUCCUAGAGAUAGCUGUGCUCACCUUUUCCUGCUUUGUGCCUUGAUUAAGGCUACUGACCCUAAAUUUCUGAAGCACAGCCAAGAAAAAUUACAUUCCUUGUCAUUGUAAAUUACCUUUGUGUGUACAUUUUUACUGUAUUUGAGACAUUUUUUGUGUGUGACUAGUUAAUUUUGCAGGAUGUGCCAUAUCAUUGAACGGAACUAAAGUCUGUGACAGUGGAUAUAGCUGCUGGACCAUUCCAUCUUAUAUGUAAAGAAAUCUGGAAUUAUGAUUUUAAAACCAUAUAACAUGUGAUUAUAAUUUUUCUUAGCAUUUUCUUUGUAAAGAACUAAAAUAUAAACUAGUUGGUGUAUAAUAAAAAGUAAUGAAAUUCUGAGAAGAGUUUUAUCUUAGGAAAAUACAUAUAUAUGCAGUGUGUGUGCCAGUGUGGUAUUAACAAGACUAAUAGUGCAAUUUGAUCCUUACCAAUAUCAUUACUUAAUUUGAAGUGUUUAUUAGCACCCCAAAAUAUACCUUUUCUAUGUACUGUUAAAAGAAAUUGGCUUCUGAUGCAUGAACAUUUACAUGUACAUUGAAAGUAGUCCAUGAUAGAAGUUAGUUUAAGCCAAGUGUAGACAGUACAUUACUCCCUUGAAAAAGAAUUAAGCUGAAAGAGUUGACUUUGCCUUAAAAGGCAGAUCUAACCCAAGCUCCAUCCAGUACCAAAUGUGAAACUUCAUUGUUGUUUGGUGAGAAUUGCCAAAUUCUCACUAAUACAUUGGUGUAGGGCAUGCUACUUUUUAAACAGCAGCACUUAUUUUUACAGAUUGCUACUCCAAGGAAGAAAACUGGCCACUUUUCAUGUAAAUAUUUUGUUCAAAGAUUUGUAUAUCUCUCUAGGAGUUUUCCCUCAGUUCCCAGGAUGGGGUCCAGGAGUAGAUUAACAGCUAAAAAUCUCCCAAGGAUAUCUUGUUUUGAUUUAUUUACUCCAGGGAACUAUCAGCUCCUUCACAGGAGCCAAAGGGGAGCUAUGAAUAGAGAGUCACAUGAGCCAGAUUCUUUACUUUACUGUUCAUAAAACCCAGAGAGUAGUUGUGAAAGAUCCUAAUACAAUUGUGAAAAGCUCUGUAAACAUGAAAUCUAAAACAAAUGUAGAUUUUCACAAUAUGCUUAUUAAUAAAUGAAGUCUAUGGAAUAAGUUUUAGAGAUAAUUUACUUCAGUCACCUUUGUUUUGGAAAGGACUCAGGUUUUCUUGCAGCUGUAAGAUAUAUUCUAUUUGUGUUUAUUUCAAAGGGAAGAGGAAGGAUGGAGAACUGUUACAAAUUGACCUUGCAGAGGAUAUUUAAAAAAAGGUAGUUUUUGAGAUUAACCAACUUUCAAAGGGCAAUAAAGACAUGUGAAUUUGCUCAUUUUAAAGCACAACAGAUUAGCUUCAAAUUUAUUAUUUGCAUUGGAUGGGUACUGUCUUUGGAAAGUCUCCUUAUAGACAAAUAUGCUGCCUUACACUAUGAUGGCUUCAUUCUGAUCAGGUAUUUUAAAAAUUAGUACCAGAAAAGAUAUUGGAGGUAGUAUAAUACAGUCCUUCAGCUUUACAGAUAGUGAAAACUGAAGGCCAGAAAAGAAACUAAAACUCAGCAGUUCAUAGGGGUAGAGGGAAAUAACCUGAGAAAGCCGAGUUAAAUCUUAAAAUUUUUACUAUAAGGAUAGAGAUGAUACAAGUGAACUUUGCAAAAUAGUUUUGUGAAAUUAAACAAAAAAAUCUACUCUUAUGUAUAUUUCAUAUUUGUUUAACAAAAGCAGCUUGAUGCUUUUGUUCUGGAUUAUACAUUAAGAACAAGCAUUAUUUUAAUUAUGUAGUAAGAUUUACUAUAUGACUUUGAAGCCAGAUUUCAAAAUCUGGCUUUGUUAAAUUAAUUGGAAACACUCCUUCUAUUAAGUUAGGUAUUAAAAAAAGCCAAAUAUCAAUAAAGAUAUUUUUAUUAAUUUUUUAUAGAAACAAAAUAGCUACUAUAACUCUAUUAUAGUAUAUUAACAGCACUUAGUAUUAUAUUGAUUUAAACAUAGUAGCUAAUAAAACUUGUUUAUGACAUCUAUUGAAAUUCUCAAUCUGACAGUUUUAAAAUAGCUUAAAACUAAGCACCAGGUAUAUGAAAAAAGUACUGGAAAUUUUAAUUGUCCAGAAAUCAUAGGAAUACUGGGAACCUGUAGUUAUGGGAAAUGGCUGUUUUUCUGAGGUUGAAACCACUUUCAAUUACAAAACCCUUUGAAAUUUUGCUAAGCCUAUAGUUAUCUCCCUAAGAACCAUAAAAAAAGAUAAUUUUAUUGGUAAUUUCAUUCCAGUUUAGCUUCCUCAUUUUACAUGUAGGGAGUCAUGCCCUUUAAUAUGCCUGGCACUGCAUGGUGGCAGUAGCAGACUUGGGCUUACCCAAAACCCUAAGUCUCUGAUGCUAUAGGAUAGCGAAAGAGGUAGGCAAUCAUAACAGACACUGUAUAGGAUAAAUAAGGGAAGAGAAUGAGAGAACCAAAAUAAAAAUAAUUUAAGAAACAAUUGUUUUACUGUACUUGUGAAUAACAAGAAAUGGUACAGGGAAUGUGAAUAACAUGAAAUGGUAUGGGGAAUGUGUGACUAGUGAAGCAUAUUUUAACUUUUUUAUUACUGGAGGAACAGAGCUAAAGGCCUAAAGAAGGCCUUACAGUAUAUAACAGUAAAUAGAAGAGUAACAUCUUUAUACAAUAAACUGUUAGAAAUGAUAAGUUUAAGUGUAAAGUUGUGCGUCUCUGCGGCUCCUGAACUUGAAGAUUAUUAUGAAUAGAUUGGACCAGCAUUAUAUAUUAAAAACUUUGAUACUUAGAACUUUCCAACUUUAAAAUUCAGAAUCAUAAAUGGUGACAGUAGUAGUACUGAACCAAAAAUAGUCAAGUAAAUAAUGUCUCAGUAAAGCAAAAGCAUUAUCUUCUCAAAUACACAAAAUACAAAAUUCAUUUAUUUUCUUGACCUUGAAAAUUUCUGUUUUCCAAAUAUCUAGGAAAAAUGAAUACCUUCUGCGUUGAAUCCAUGUAGCAAUCUGAAAAAAGAAAUCAAAAUGGAAUGGUACUGAAAAGCUAAUUUGUAGCACAUAAUGGUAUAUAGUUCUAUACCAUUAAUACUAAAACAUGAAUACAGCAUGCUUACAGAGCCCACCCACUCCUAAUACUAGUUAUUAAAGAAACGUUACUGGCUGGGCGCGGUGGCUCACGCCUGUUAUCCCAGCACUUUGGGAGGCUGAGGCAGGUGGAUUACCUGAGGUCAGGAGUUCGAGAACAGUCUGGCCAACAUGGUGAAACCCCGUCUCUACUGAAAAUACAAAAAUUAGCCUGGCAUGGUGGCACAUGCCUGUAAUCCCAGCUACUCGGGCGACUGAGGCAGGAGAUUUGCCUGAACCCGGGAGGCAGAGGUUGCAGUGAGCUGAGAUUGUGCCACUGCACUCCAGCCUGGGUGACAGAGCAAGACUCUGUCUCAAAAAAAAAAAAAAAAAAAAAGAAAUGUUACUGUCUGACUAAAUUUAUAAGAUAUGUAUUGGUUAAAACCAUGCCAUGUUGGUGCCUCUUUCAUUAUAGCCUUUAUAUGUCGUAAUGAAUUUGACUAAAAUUAUCUUAGACUUCCAUUAUCCCACGCCUAAGAACUCACUGGCAUUUGUUUCAAUGUAACUGAACAAGAAGCCGUUUGGAAUUGGCAGAAGUCAGAUGAAUAACCAGUCUUACAUGCCCCUUCUUCCUCUCUUGAGCUGUUGUUUAUAUUCAAAUUAAAUACACAUUGUUUCUCUCUAUAGAUACCUAUGUACUUAAUAGAUUCUAGCUAGUAAACUGUACAUGCCCGAUAACUUUGAGGAAAUUUAGUGAAAAUGAAGAAAAAGAGAAAAUAUUUCUCUUUAGACCUGAGGUUAUGUUUAGGCUGGCCCAUAGAAGCAGGUCCAGAUAAAUUUCUAAAAAAGCAAAGUAGAUAUUUAUGAAUAGUAUUCAAUGCCUAGGAUUAACAUCUAAAAAGACUCAGUAGUACUGCUAGCCAGCCAAUAAAAUAUAAACUCCAUUUGUCUUAGUUAUAUAGAACUGUGUUUCCAGCUUAGAAGAGUCAAACCAAUGACUUUUAGAACAAUCUACUCUCAUUUUUUAUUCAGCCUCUAGAACAUGGAAGCUUUAAAAGUGAAUUGGCUAAAUAGGCAAGACCUUCUGAAAGUUAACGUCUUAAUGAUUAAAAACAGUAAGUACAGGUUAGUAAUUACCUGGGUAAUUAAUUGAAGCCUUAUUCUGUUUUCAUAAGACUUACUUGCUUAAUUCAAGCAAAACAAAUUUUGAUCUAAAUUACCUAGAUAAUUAUGACAGCUUUUUACUUGAGAAAUGUAGAACUUGCCUCAGGCUACAAAACUAACUAUAUUAUUACUAAAUGGAUAACCAGGUAGGAUUCUAACUGGCAAUAUUGUAUGCUUAAGAUUGAUUUAACAACAGCUAUUCCCAGUAAGGAAAUUUUAAAAAUCAGAUCCAGUUACAUGUUAUUAUGAUUUUUCUACCUUAUGGACUAUUUUGGAGGGAUAAGCUAUUAAGACUAAGAAUGACAGUUGGGGAGGGAGCAGGAAGGGAGGAACCUGCACACCACAUUAACACAAAGGCAAUCUUCUGGCUUGGACUGUUCUUUACUACUAUUCUUAAAGAAAAUGUUCAUUCUGCUGCAGCUAACUAGCCUCCAUCUUCUACACCAAAUACUAUUCCAUGCCAUGGAAGUGCUAUGCAAUAACUCUCCCAGGUAGCACCUUAUACCGCUUAAAAGCCUUUAAAAUCUCUAAUCUGAAGGUGUCACAGUAAAGAAAUGUAAACACUUAGGAAAACAAAAAUGUAAUUACCUGAUGAAGUCAUCUAUGUCCAUGGAACGGGCCCGUUUGUCACUAAAACCUGUGCUGGUUAGGAUAUGCUGUAUUUUAUCUGCUAUGCUGAAAUCUUCUGGUAUUAUCUAUCAAUAUAAGAUUCAGAAUAAAUGAACAACAUAUCUUUAA
This is a messenger RNA of Pongo pygmaeus (Bornean orangutan), 8146 nucleotides long. RefSeq names its product kinesin family member 2A (gene KIF2A). The transcript has 21 exons. The record is from RefSeq and is a predicted model, not a curated record. The coding region runs from base 471 to 2705 and encodes 744 amino acids. Lineage: Eukaryota; Metazoa; Chordata; Mammalia; Primates; Hominidae. Gene Ontology annotation, molecular function: microtubule motor activity; ATP binding; microtubule binding. Gene Ontology annotation, cellular component: microtubule. Gene Ontology annotation, biological process: microtubule-based movement; microtubule depolymerization.